AUGAUUCGACACGGGUUACGUAUAAAGGCCUUUUGUAUUCUCUCAUACCAUUUAGAAGAGGAUUUAUGGGCUAUCCGAGUAACACAAGUGAACCUGAACUCCAGAAGCGAGAAGCCGUUCAAAUGCGAGUACGAAGGAUGUGACCGUAGGUUCGCCAACAGUUCGGACAGGAAAAAGCACUCGCACGUACACACAUCGGACAAGCCGUACAACUGUAGGAUAUCUGGCUGUGACAAGUCGUACACUCAUCCCAGUUCCCUCAGAAAGCACAUGAAGGUGCACGGUAACGGCAAGAUGGACAGCGACGGCAACUACGACUCUGAAGACUCCAACUGCUCGUCCGGUGGUUCGAUCAGGGUGACCGACAGCUGUACAACUGCGACGCCUAGCAUUGUGUCGCCCGUAGAUCACCACCACGGAGCACAGACACCGUCGUCCGUCCUACACCCAACGGCGCUGCCACUGCCCACACCGCCAACGUCCGAUUGGUACAUGAACACCGGACCUGGCACGCCGUCCAUUCAACCAUCGUCCGUCGACCACGGUCACCACUAUCUGACCGACCUAAAUCACCAUCACCAUCAUCAUCACCCACACCAUCACACGUCACUAAUGGCCCAUCACCAUCAUGGGACCGCGGCUUAUUGAAACAAAUCCCCCGCUUCGUAUUACGACACCGCUGCUGCUUCCGCUUCCGCUUCCGAAUGGAGGUAGCACACCGCCACCGUCGUCGUUACCGAUGACGAUGACAACGGUUGGUGAUCAGCAGUGGCAAGUACAUUCUCGCCUUGACGACAUGAUGCACUUAUAAAUAUAAUGUAUAAAAUAUGAACAUUUCGUUUUGUAUUUAAUCUGAUCAUCGUAAACAUUUGAUAAUGAUAUUCAAUAUCAUCGUGCAGCGCGUUUGAAUGUAUAAUCGUUUAUUAUAUUAUUAGAAAUAAUAUGUAAUAUGUAAUAUAUAUUAUAUUGUUUUUAGUCUUAACAUCAGCUCUCUAUCGUUUUCCAUUACGAUAUGAAGUGGGGGCCACCUGUGAUUUAUAUUAUUAUUAGUAUUAUUUUUUUUUUUUUAGUGUAAUUAUUAUCGAUGGGUUAUUUUUUUUUUAAAUUUAAAGGUUCACAUGUAUAAUUGACAACGUUGACGAUACUGCAGAUGUUUUUGUUUUUUAAAUUUMAUUUAAGUAUUGUAAACAACUGAACCACUCUGUUACAGUGCCUUUAAAUUAAAUAUUUAAAAAUUAUGAUUUUUUAAAUACCAACAUUAUAACAUGUAUAUAUGUUAUUGCAUAUAAUGUAUUUGUAAUAUUAUAUUGUAAACAUCCAAUCAAAAAAGAAGAGAAAAAACUUCCAUUCAUUUACAGGUACACUAUAUUUGUACAAUCUUGUAUUACUAAAGAAUUUAACUCUGAAAGAGUAUGUUCGGCCAACAUACACAUUCGGUUAUUAAUKUAGUAAAUUGUAUUAUAGUAAUAGUGUAUCGAAGGCCUAUAUUGUAAAAAGAAUAUUUAUAUAUACGUAUAUAUUA
Messenger RNA from Diuraphis noxia (Russian wheat aphid), 1522 nucleotides. It is a transcript of the gene opa, whose product is annotated as Zic family member odd paired. Gene Ontology annotation, biological process: regulation of transcription by RNA polymerase II. Gene Ontology annotation, molecular function: DNA-binding transcription factor activity, RNA polymerase II-specific; RNA polymerase II cis-regulatory region sequence-specific DNA binding. Gene Ontology annotation, cellular component: nucleus. Lineage: Eukaryota; Metazoa; Arthropoda; Insecta; Hemiptera; Aphididae. The record is from RefSeq and is a predicted model, not a curated record.